AAUAAAAGGAAAUCGGCCGGCCAACUUUCGGAGUUACUGUGAAGACAGAACUCCGAUCGUGAAGCUCUACGAGAUGGGAACUGGGCUCAGCUCAGGAAUGGGCCAACCGUGUUUACGUAGGGGACACAAUUCGGAAAUUGAAAGCGGAGAUGAUGAUGCUUUGUGACUGCAUCGAGCGACUCUUUAGUGUAAGCGGAGAAGAUUUCUUCUUAAGCUGCCUUCUUCUUGCAGUGUUGCGUUGAAGAAACAGUGUCUUGGGUCUGAGGAAAGUGCAACCUACGUUAUGGUCCUUUUGAAAACCGUAAUUCAAGGAGCAACAAUUGCAGCAGUCAUCAGCUACAUGGCGAUGAUGACGAAUAUGUUUAAAAGUAACUACUUUUCAAAAAUGCAAAGGGUGUGUAUAUUGAGAUAAAAUUCGAGAUAUUUCUUGUUAAGACUUAUGACCUAAAUCUGUAGAAACACUGACAGCUCAGGGAGGAUUGUUACAACCGAUAUAAUGGAUUUCCUACCUUUAGUCAUUUCCCAACAAUAAAUGAUAUAACUUAAGGUGAAUAAGUGGUCAGAAAAAAUACAGCAGUAAACAAUUAUCAAUUAUCCCUUAUUUAAGCAUUAUUUCGAAAAUUUAAAUUCUGUAAAUCUGCGCAAUUAACCAAAAGGCAACGAUAUAAAACAUUUUUCCUCACUCACUCACCAAAGUCUCGGUACUCUUCGUCACUACGCGAGCUACAGCCAGAGUAACUUUUGGUUUCAAUUGCAAAAAUAUUUAAAAAUUGGCCGCUAAUUUGUAACAGCUAAUGACGAACAUAUUCCAAACUCUCUCACGACUCGAUUUGAUCAGCAAGCCAUUCAAGCGAUCACUAGACAGCAAUUACCAUGCAAUUACUGCAAAUUUGGGCUAAUCCUCGUCAUGAAUCAGUUCAUCAGCUGGUUACUAUUGAGUUCAAAUAAAUCGCUUGUUCUGUGGCAAUCGAAUGGGUGGCGCUGGCGGAAAACUUCUUGGACUACUGCUGUGUUUGCAAUGUCUGACAGAGUUGCAUGGAGUCUUUAUAAGGUUCACCAAUGUAACCUGCGAAAGCAAGGACCUCACCAUGAGUAUCGUGGAGUACUGUGCGGUUACUACGCUGAGCAAGAAUAAAAACAGCAUUAGCCUUCGGUACGCUAUGCUCAAGCCUGUGUUUAGAAAUAUAGAGAUUUACCUUCAGCUGAUGACCAGGGGCAGUGAGAGUAUGAACGCCGUUUCAAACUGGCAGCCCUUCCUCUAUACGAUGAAACUUGAUUUGUGUCGAUUCUGGAAAAACCACCACAACUAUUUGGCCAGGAUGGUGUUUGAGUUCAUCGAUGGGCACACGAACAUGAACCACACUUGCCCCUACACGAAAGAAAAAUACAUUUCCAUUGAUGGUGUAACAAAUACCGAAGUCUCCGCCAAGAUCCGUGGAGUGCCAAUGCCAAAGGGUUUCUACGCCUUGUUCACCAAGUGGUCCACUGAUAACAUAACUCGGGUUCUGACCAACUAUUACUUUGAAGUUAUCAGCCCUUGAUGUUUAUAUACCACUGAAAAAAAUGAUGAGAAGCAAAAAGAUGUUCUAUGAAUAAAAAUUCAUGAAAAUUGUCGAUUGGUGGUGAUAAUGGUAAAAAAAAAAGCUUAAUGCAUAGAUUUCGGUUAAAGAG
Drosophila simulans is the source of this 1671-nucleotide messenger RNA. RefSeq lists its product as uncharacterized. The transcript is spliced from 4 exons. The record is from RefSeq and is a predicted model, not a curated record. NCBI's taxonomy places the organism in Eukaryota, Metazoa, Arthropoda, Insecta, Diptera, Drosophilidae. The coding region runs from base 972 to 1541 and encodes 189 amino acids.